Molecule: messenger RNA, 1451 nt
Organism: Dothidotthia symphoricarpi CBS 119687
Lineage: Eukaryota; Fungi; Ascomycota; Dothideomycetes; Pleosporales; Dothidotthiaceae
Product: glycosyltransferase family 62 protein
Exons: 2
Coding region: 236-1342 (368 amino acids)
Biological process (GO): cell wall mannoprotein biosynthetic process; protein N-linked glycosylation
Cellular component (GO): mannan polymerase complex
Molecular function (GO): alpha-1,6-mannosyltransferase activity
Source: RefSeq, a predicted model, not a curated record
AUCCUCCCGCCGUACCAUAGCAUCUGCCCUGCUUGACUCGCCCAACGCUGUGCGGCUGGUUCCUGUGUCUGUCGACGCCGUCUCGCCCGCUUGGCCACAUCUCGCUCCUCCCUGCGCCGGACCGCGACCGCGCACCCUCACCACCAGCGCUUUUUCCUUCUUCUGAUGCACCCCUGGUAGACCAUCUCAGUCUCGGCAGCUGCGGUUCGCCUGCUCUCCUCGUCCUCCCGCCAACAUGUCACGCUCGUUCCGACGCUCGAACCCCAUCACCAUUGUCCUCGCCGCCAUCCUCUGCAUAGGCUUCUUCGUCUUCUUCUUCUCCGGCGGCGAUGGUCCCUCGAUCGCCAAGGCCCGCGGCGGCACAGAGACGGCCUCCAAUCCGCUGUCCCCGCCCUCGAUGCCCUUCCGCAAGUCCAAGGCCAACGCUCCCCCGGCCGCGCCGCCCGUCGUCCACUACUACAUGAACAACCUGACGACGUCGCGGACGCCCAUAGAAAACAGCGAGACGGUCCUCAUCCUGACACCCCUGGCGCGUUUCUACCAGGAGUACUGGGACAACAUCCUGCACCUCAGCUACCCCCACAACCUUAUCUCGCUGGGCUUCAUCAUACCGAAGACGAAAGAAGGGAACGCCGCAUACGCUGCUCUGCAGGUGCAAGUCGCAAAGAUCCAAGCUGGACCCAAGUCCAAGCGCUUCGCCGCCGUGUCCAUUCUGCGCCAGGACACCGAGUCUCCGCUGCAAUCGCAGGACGAGAAGGAGCGCCAUAAGAUGGAGAACCAGAAGGCGCGUCGUGCAGCCAUGGCGAAGGCGCGCAACUCGCUGCUCUUCACAACAAUGGGCCCCACCACGUCCUGGGUGCUAUGGAUGGACGGCGACAUUGUCGAGACCCCGCCCACUCUGAUCCAAGAUCUCGCCGCCUACGACGUACCCAUCAUUGCGCCCAACUGCUUCCAGCGAUACUACGACGAUGGCAAGAAGGCCAACAGCGUCCGCCCCUACGACUACAACAACUGGAUCGACAGCCCCACGGCGCAACAGCUGGGUGACAAGAUGGGCAAAGAUGACAUCCUGCUUGAGGGGUAUGCAGAAAUGCCGACAUAUCGCAGCUUGAUGGCCAUGAUGUACGAUGCGGGCGCAGAUCCCACUGCAAAAAUCAAGCUCGAUGGUGUGGGUGGAGCGACAUUGCUGGUCAAGGCGGAGGUGCAUCGGGAUGGGGCCAUGUUUCCCCCCUUCUCAUUCUACCACCUCAUCGAGACGGAGGGCUUUGCGAGGAUGGCAAAGCGCCUGAAUUGGGACAGCUUUGGGUUACCAAAUUACCUUGUAUACCACUAUAACGAAUAGACUGUUGGCUUUGUUUGUACGGCGGUCAUUGGGCGGCGUUCACAUGGACGAUAUAUCUCUUAUACUACUGCAGUCAUGAGCAAUGGAGACGCCUUUUUUCAAUUGGACU